GGUAUUGGUUGUUGGGGCCAAUAGGAGCACGUUAGGCAUGUAACGCGACAAACCUUGAGACUCGCAUUGUAGACCUUCGCAUUAGUAACGAUUUUUAGGUUACCUAGCCUACUUCGUAUAAAUCCAGCUUGAGCUACGCAUCCGUACACUUCGACGAAAUGUCCAGGAGGAAUCUCGGGGACGAUUAUAGAAAAGGGUCAAGUGUCUACAGAACAGAGGACAGGAGGGAGGAUGACAGAGGUAGGGACCGCUCGCCGCUCAGAGCCGAGGAACGUUCCGAUACAGAGGAUUGCGAUCAGUCGGAUGGGAAGAAACAAAAGUUGGCGUUUGGCUUUGGAAAAAAGACAAGUGGCAACGAACAGAAGAAGGGAAUUCAAAUUAAAUUAGGUUCUGCAUCUCAGAAAUCAACUGUGAAAGCAGCACCAGUUCAAAAACCGACGGUAGCCUCAGUGUUUAAUGCGGACGAUGAUGAAGAACCGGAGGAGAUGCCAGCAGAAGCGAGGAUGAGGAUGCGAAAUAUCGGGCGCGAAACACCGACGUCAGCCGGGCCGAAUUCCUUCGGCAAGACAAAACAGGGGUUCUGCGACUCAAAAAAGAUAUUCGAGAAAACGCUAAAGAAAGCGAUGGAGGAAGCAAACAAAUGAUUUUGCAUAUGUAAUUGUGUGCGUGUGUGGAAAAAUUACUUAUAUAUUAAUUUUAAAUGAUACACUAGAAACUUUAUUCUCUUGCUGAAAUGAAAUACAAGUAUUUUUAUGAAAUGUAACUCAUUGGCAGAAUUCAGAUUUUAGCUUUUGCUUCAACUUAAGGCAAGUGUUAGACGAUACGUGCGCAUCAUGUACAAUAAAUCUUUAUCUAAAUUGUUCCGAUGCAGCUUGACGACAGUUUUUUCUCGUAUAAUAUAACUAAAUAGCCUGUUACCAAACUGCGUUACAAUGAAAUACUGCAUCUACACUUUACUCAUCUCUUUCUUGAAAUAAAAAUAAUGUUGAUCUGUGUCGAAUAAAUGAAGCAUCUCGCAUUGG
Molecule: messenger RNA, 1022 nt
Organism: Vollenhovia emeryi
Lineage: Eukaryota; Metazoa; Arthropoda; Insecta; Hymenoptera; Formicidae
Product: PEST proteolytic signal-containing nuclear protein-like
Exons: 3
Coding region: 159-644 (161 amino acids)
Biological process (GO): proteasome-mediated ubiquitin-dependent protein catabolic process; protein ubiquitination
Cellular component (GO): nucleus
Source: RefSeq, a predicted model, not a curated record